AUGGCUCUAGAAAGCAAUGGCGACCGGCCGCUCAAAGAAGAACAAUUAGAUGCCAAAGAACCGACGGUUAUCGCUAAAAUACAUUUCCCGGAAUUCGAUCCGGAUGAUAUUGAGACCUGGUUCAUCUUGAUUGUCGCGCUAGGAUCGCGUGCCAAAUAUGUGCAUUCAGUGAUUGCUAAGUGUAAUGCCACUAACACUAACGACAAAUAUGACGUUCUAAAGGCUGCCGCCAUUGCACAUUUUCGACCGUCGGAAUCGCAGCGACUGACCAGCCUCCUCUCUGGAAUGACCUUGGGUGAUCAGAAACCGAGCGUACUUUUGUCAGAAAUGCGCCGUCUAGGUGGUGUUGGUUGUACUGACAGUGUAUUAACUAACCUCUGGCUGCGAGCCCUUCCACAUACCACGUGUUCAAUCAUAGCCGCCAUGCCAGCUGCCACUCUUGACGAACAAGCAAAGGUGGCGGACAAAAUUCUUGAAGCACCCCGCGAGCAGAUUUCAGCUGUACGAGUAGCCGAACCAUCUUCGAUAUUAUCUCUCGAACAGAGAAUCGAAGCACUAUCACGCCGCCUCGAUGAAGCAUUAUCGUGCGUUCGCGGACGAGAUCGACACAACAGCCGCACACGCGAUCGAUCAUUCGACAGACGCGAAGGAACUCCAGCCCGCAGUAAAACUCCCCGACGGUGGAUCUGCUGGUUCCAUUACAAACAUGGUGCCGAAGCUCGGAAGUGUGAGAAGACCAAAAGCGAUAAUCCCAACGUCAAGUGCAUUGUUUUCGACGGACGUGUCGAGGUGUACACUCGCCCAAAGGAAAGUUGA
Wyeomyia smithii (pitcher-plant mosquito) is the source of this 816-nucleotide messenger RNA. RefSeq lists its product as uncharacterized. The coding region runs from base 1 to 816 and encodes 271 amino acids. NCBI's taxonomy places the organism in Eukaryota, Metazoa, Arthropoda, Insecta, Diptera, Culicidae. The transcript is spliced from 2 exons. The record is from RefSeq and is a predicted model, not a curated record.